Molecule: messenger RNA, 2767 nt
Organism: Phytophthora nicotianae INRA-310
Lineage: Eukaryota; Oomycota; Peronosporomycetes; Peronosporales; Peronosporaceae
Product: nicotinate phosphoribosyltransferase
Exons: 4
Coding region: 80-1681 (533 amino acids)
Biological process (GO): NAD+ biosynthetic process
Molecular function (GO): nicotinate phosphoribosyltransferase activity
Source: RefSeq, a predicted model, not a curated record
CAGCGUACGUGGUAAACGAUCUCCACUUGGCAAUUUAGCUCCCCACCAGCACCAGCUUCCCUCCGUCCAUUUGUCCACGAUGAUGAAUGGCGACGUCCUCCAGCCCACCAACUCAUUGGUGGGACCAAUGCUCACCGAUUUGUACCAGAUCACUAUGGUCUAUGCGUACUGGAAGGUGGGGCGCCACAACGACCACGCCGUGUUCGACCUGUUCUUCCGCAAGAACCCAUUCAACGGCGAGUACACAGUGUUUGCAGGGCUAGAGGAAGCGCUUGCAAUGGUCAACACGUUCAAGUUCACGGCAGCCGACAUCGCGUAUCUUCGUGAAGUGCUGCCGCAUGCCGAAGAAGGCUUCUUCACUUGGCUCUCGACGCUCGACUGCUCUAGUGUUAAGGUGUAUGCUAUCAAGGAAGGCUCCAUCGUCUUCCCACGCAUCCCUCUCGUGCGUAUCGAGGGUAGUUUGGGCAUCGGCCAGCUGCUAGAGACGCCACUACUCAACCUGCUCAACUUCGCCAGCCUCAUCACUACCAACGCCACGCGCUUCAAGAAGGCAGCGGGUCCUGACAAGAAACUACUGGAAUUCGGUCUGCGUCGUGCUCAGGGACCGGAUGGCGGUCUCAGUGCCUCGAGAUACUCGUACAUGGCUGGCUUUUCGGGCACCAGCAACGUGCUGGCUGGCAAGCUGCACAAGAUCCCCAUCAUGGGCACACAUGCACAUGCGUUUGUGCAAGCGCAUACGACACUGGAUGACGUGAAGGUCACUAUGCUGGACGGCAAGAACUUCCUAGACAUCGUGCUCAAAUACCGCACCGAGCUCGGCCACACACAUACCAACGAUGGUGAGCUUGCGGCUUUCAUCUCGUACGCUAUCGCAUUCCCCGACGCUUUCCUGGCUCUAGUGGACACUUACGACACGCUUUCGUCUGGUGUACCAAACUUCGUCUGUGUCGCUCUAGCCUUGCACGAGUUGGGCCACAAGCCGGUCGGUAUUCGUCUUGACAGUGGCGAUCUGUCGUACCUUUCAAAGCGCUGUCGUGCAGCCUUCGUAGCCGCUGGUGAAUCUUACGGCAUCGAGUACUUUAAAGAGCUGAACAUCACGGCCAGUAACGAUAUCAACGAGCCGGUGCUGAACUCCCUGAACGAGCAACGUCACGAGAUCAACUCGUACGGCAUCGGUACCCAUCUUGUGACUUGUCAAGCGCAGCCUGCACUCGGCAUGGUGUACAAGCUCGUGGAGAUCAACGGAGAGCCACGUAUUAAGCUGUCUCAGGACGUGAGCAAGGUGACGAUCCCUGGACGUAAAGAAGCCUUCCGUCUGAUUGGUGCCAAUGGCAAACCGCUGCUUGAUCUGAUGACCGGAUGCAACGAGAAGGCCCCGGAGGUGGGCAAGAAGAUGCUGUGUCGGAAUGCGUUCGAUGAGCUGCGUCGCGCGUACGUCACGCCAUCUCAGGUCAUCCCGCUGCACAGUCUGUACUGGGACGGUCCCAACGGCGGCCUUGUGGGCGAGCUGCCGACUCUGGAGGAGCGACGUCAGUACGUGACGGAGCAGUUCGAACUGAUCCGUGAAGACGUGGUUAGAUCGCUCAACCCGACACCGUACAAGGUGUCGGUGUCCAACGAGCUGUACGAGUUUAUCCACGACCUGUGGAUGAAGGAGUACCCCGUGAAAGAGCUGGAUUAAGUGUCUGCUCCAACUGCUGCUCGCCACGGCAACAGGGAUAGGAAGUGGCAAUCAUCAUGUCAAUUGUUUUAAACUGUUCUACUUGUUCUUUUUGGCUUUGAGUUGCUGACGGUAUUCAGCUCUUUUGACGAUCACCACCAUAUCCACCAUGUUCUUCAUGCUCAGCAGCUACAGAACACAAAAAGUUAGACAAGGAUGUAGUUACUUCCCCAAUUUGCCAUCAUGGAUACCCACCAGUUGGAAGAAACCUGCAGCUAAGAGCGGCCCCGCGUAGAAGAUGCCCAUGAAGACGCCCUGCUCGUCGAAAUAUCGCUGCGUGGUGAAUAGGCGCCAGUUCUCCCUUGCCCACUUGUUGAGUGUCUCGGUGCUCACCACCAUCAAGAUGAUGAGCACGAAGAGCGCGAACUGAGUGUACAGCCGCUUGCGCGUGAGCCAGAGUGUAGCCAAGAGCACCACGUGGAAGAUGAGAAGCCCCACGAUAAGUGGUUCCGUCCAGUCCACGGCUUCGUACCAUUUAACCAUGAGAUGGCUGUACUUGGAGCGCAGGUCGCGCUCCAUCUGCGCCGCUAUGUGCUCCAUUUUCGUCGAAUGAAUCAAAGAGCACAAAUAUCGAAGAGAUGGCUACAUUUGGAGAAAAUGGCUACACUACAAACGCUGCAAGAUUCGCUACGGGUGCGAGUCUUGCAACCAUUGGAAGCGGAAUGUGAAGUCGGCUCCUGCAUAAGCAGUUAGCAGGCUGCGUAGAGAUGGAUGCAUCACUGCAAAUGAGACGUACCCAUGUGCUCGAGUUGAUACUGCAGCAGGGCCAAAAUCGUAAGAAGCAGCUUUGCCUGCACCGUAAUGAUUUGAGUCUCGAGCACAAACGCAAGCUGGUACAUUGGUGAAAAGGAAAACUUGCGUUGCAGGACAAGAUUGAGUAGAAUAAGCGACCCAAUUUCCAAUAUUGCGGAAACCAACACGUUCACAAUUGCUUGUGUUCCCCAAUUGCCGGCUCCUCCCGGAAAAUAGUCGAUAUUUGGUAGCUGCUCGAGCACCGACUUGUAGAUCACGUAUAUAAGUGGAACAAUACACUCGACGUACUCGACC